AUGCUUUUCUUCACCCAGUGCUUUGGGGCUGUAUUAGAUCUUAUUCAUCUUAGGUUUCAACAUUACAAGGCUAAGAGGGUUUUUUCAGCUGCUGGGCAACUUGUCUGUGUUGUAAACCCAACACACAGCCUAAAGUAUGUGUCAAACAGGCAUGCAGUCGGUCAGACCUCCACAGAGCAAGGCAGCCUUCAUUCCCACCAUCCCCUCGAGACAGUGCAUGACCCGCAACGGAUUCCUUGCAUGUGCCCUCUGUUUUCUUGUCAAUGGGAAGGCCAUGUAGAAGUGGUGGUAUCACAUCUGAGACAGACGCAUCGGAUCAACAUCCUUCAUGGGGCAGAGAUUGUUUUCCUGGCCACAGACAUGCACCUCCCUGCACCAACAGAUUGGAUAAUAAUGCAUUCUUGCCUGGGCCACCAUUUUUUGCUUGUGCUCAGGAAGCAGGAGAAAUACGAAGGCCACCCCCAGUUCUUUGCCACCAUGAUGUUGAUUGGCACCCCCACACAAGCCGAUAACUUCACCUACAGGCUUGAGCUCAACAGGAAUCAGAGGCGCCUGAAGUGGGAAGCUACCCCGAGAUCGGUACUGGAGUGCGUUGACUCUGUCAUAUCAGACGGCGAUUGCCUUGUCCUUAACACCUCACUGGCCCAGCUCUUCUCUGAUAAUGGAAGCCUGGCUAUAGGAAUUGCAAUAACUGCCAGCAAAGUUCACGCUGCUGAAGCAGAAAUGUAA
Emys orbicularis (European pond turtle) is the source of this 729-nucleotide messenger RNA. RefSeq names its product siah E3 ubiquitin protein ligase family member 3 (gene SIAH3). Lineage: Eukaryota; Metazoa; Chordata; Testudines; Emydidae. The transcript has 2 exons. Gene Ontology annotation, molecular function: ubiquitin protein ligase activity; ubiquitin conjugating enzyme binding. The coding region runs from base 1 to 729 and encodes 242 amino acids. Gene Ontology annotation, cellular component: cytoplasm. Gene Ontology annotation, biological process: proteasome-mediated ubiquitin-dependent protein catabolic process; multicellular organism development. The record is from RefSeq and is a predicted model, not a curated record.